AUGGUAACAAGAGGCUUACACCCCUCAGGGAUGAAGACUGGUUACCCUAUUGGGAAAAAACUGAGACCAGCAGAAGUGCUGGUCAACGCCGUUGGGAAACCCUCCAGCAGGGGGUUCUGUGGUUUACAGGCGGCCGCUCUCCCGGGAAACAGCCCUUCUGCUGGAGCGACGCCUUAUGCUCUGCUAAGAUACUUUCUAGUUGGGAGCAAUCAUGCAGAAACAAAAUAUCGUGUUUUGAAGAUUGAUAGAACAGAACCAAAAGAUUUGGUCAUAAUUGAUGAUAGGCAUGUAUAUACUCAACAAGAAGUGAGAGAACUUCUUGGCCGCUUGGAUCUAGGAAACAGAACAAAGAUGGGACAGAAAGGAUCCUCUGGGUUAUUUCGAGCUGUUUCAGCUUUUGGUGUUGUAGGUUUUGUCAGGUUUUUAGAAGGCUAUUAUAUUGUGUUAAUAACUAAAAGGAGGAAGAUGGCAGAUAUUGGAGGUCAUGCAAUAUAUAAGAUUGAAGAUACAAAUAUGAUCUAUAUACCUAAUGAUUCUGUACGGAUUACUCAUCCUGAUGAAGCUCGGUAUCUACGAAUCUUUCAAAAUGUGGACCUAUCUAGCAAUUUUUACUUUAGUUACAGCUAUGAUCUGUCCCACUCACUUCAGUAUAAUCUCACUGUCUUGCGAAUGCCCCUGGAGAUGUUAAAGUCAGAAACAACUCAGCCUCGCCAGGAGAGUUUCGACAUCUUUGAAGAUGAAGGAUUAAUUACACAGGGUGGAAGCGGUGUAUUUGGGAUCUGUAGUGAGCCUUAUAUGAAGUAUGUGUGGAACGGUGAACUUCUGGAUAUAAUUAAAAAUACUGUGCAUCGUGACUGGCUGUUGUAUAUUAUUCAUGGGUUCUGUGGGCAGUCAAAGCUGUUGAUCUAUGGACGACCAGUCUAUGUGACUCUAAUAGCAAGAAGAUCCAGUAAGUUUGCCGGGACCCGCUUCCUCAAGAGAGGUGCAAACUGUGAGGGCGAUGUUGCAAAUGAAGUGGAGACUGAACAAAUACUCUGUGAUGCUUCUGUGAUGUCUUUUACUGCAGGAAGUUAUUCUUCUUAUGUCCAAGUUAGAGGGUCCGUUCCUUUAUACUGGUCUCAGGACAUUUCAACGAUGAUGCCUAAACCGCCUAUCACAUUGGAUCAGGCAGACCCGUUUGCACAUGUGGCUGCCCUUCACUUCGACCAGAUGCUUCAGAGGUUUGGCUCCCCCAUCAUCAUCUUGAAUUUAGUGAAGGAACGAGAGAAAAGAAAGCAUGAGAGAAUUCUGAGUGAAGAGCUUGUGGCUGCUGUGACGUACCUCAACCAGUUUUUGCCUCCUGAACACACUAUUAUUUAUAUUCCUUGGGAUAUGGCCAAGUACACCAAAAGCAAGCUGUGUAAUGUUCUUGAUCGACUGAACGUGAUUGCAGAAAGUGUGGUGAAGAAAACAGGUUUCUUUGUAAACCGCCCUGAUUCUUACUGCAGCAUUUUGCGGCCAGACGAAAAGUGGAAUGAACUAGGAGGAUGUGUGAUGCCCACUGGUCGCCUGCAGACUGGUGUUCUUCGAACCAACUGUGUGGACUGUUUAGACCGCACCAACACAGCGCAGUUUAUGGUGGGAAAAUGUGCUCUGGCUUAUCAGCUGUACUCCUUGGGACUGAUCGACAAGCCUAAUCUGCAGUUUGAUACAGAUGCAGUUAGGUUAUUUGAGGAACUCUAUGAAGAUCAUGGGGAUACCCUGUCCCUUCAGUAUGGUGGUUCUCAACUUGUUCAUCGUGUCAAAACCUACAGAAAGAUAGCACCAUGGACCCAGCACUCAAAAGACAUCAUGCAGACCCUGUCUAGAUAUUACAGCAAUGCUUUUUCAGAUGCUGAUAGACAAGAUUCCAUUAAUCUCUUCCUGGGAGUUUUUCAUCCCGCUGAAGGGAAACCACAUCUCUGGGAACUCCCAACAGAUUUUUAUUUGCAUCAUAAAAAUACCAUGAGACUUUUACCAACAAGAAGAAGUUAUACUUACUGGUGGACACCAGAGGUAAUAAAACAUUUACCGCUGCCGUAUGAUGAAGUUAUCUGUGCUGCGAACUUAAAGAAGUUGAUAGUGAAGAAAUUCCACAAAUAUGAAGAAGAGAUUGACAUCCACAACGAAUUCUUUCGACCAUACGAACUGAGUAGUUUUGAUGAUACCUUCUGCUUGGCUAUGACAAGCUCAGCACGUGACUUUAUGCCUAAGACCGUUGGCAUUGAUCCAAGUCCAUUUACAGUGCGUAAACCAGAUGAAACCGGAAAAUCAGUCUUGGGGAGCAAAAGCAAUAGAGAAGAAGCUGUCUUACAACGGAAAACAGCAGCCAGUGCCCCGCCGCCCCCCAGCGAGGAAGCUGUGUCCAGCAGCUCUGAGGAUGAUUCUGGGACCGACCGGGAAGAGGAGGGCUCUGUGUCUCAGCGCUCCACUCCAGUGAAGAUGACGGACAUGGGAGACAGUGCCAAAGUGACCGAGAAUGUCGUCCAGCCCAUGAAAGAGGUAUAUGGAAUUAACCUCUCAGAUGGUCUCUCAGAAGAAGAUCUCUCCAUUUAUUCAAGAUUCGUUCAGCUGGGUCAGCGUCAACAUAAACAAGACAAGAGCAGCCAGCAGCUCUGUUCUAGGUGCCCAGACGGAGUUAUAAAACUAACACCUAUCUCCGCUUUCUCACAAGACAACAUCUAUGAAGUUCAGCCUCCAAGAGUAGACAGAAAAUCUACAGAGAUCUUCCAAGCCCACAUCCAGGCCAGUCAAGGUAUCAUGCAGCCCCUUGGAAAAGAAGAUACUUCCAUGUACCGAGAAUACAUCAGGAACCGCUACCUGUGAAGAGAACAGGUCCACCCAUGAAUUUGCUUACAUUGUAAUCUGUUUUGUCUCAUCUUAAAAAUGGAAUUUCCUAGGAGUCCUUUACAUCUGAAAGUUUUUCCUUUUUGUAACUGGGGAACUAUAAAUUAUAGGAAAUAAAGAAAUGAUUGAAUAUAUUGCUGUUAUUGCCUAUGCUUUAUUUUAGAAAUACUUUGCUUAGAAAUGUAGACAGUAGGGGCACGUGGGUGGCUCAGUCCCUUGAGUGUCUGACUCUUGAUUUCGGCUCAGGUCAUGAUCUCUUGACUCACGCUGGGCUUCAUGCCCUGUGCAGAGUCUACUUGCGAUUCUCUCUCUCUGCUCAUCCCCCUGCUUGCAAUCUCUAUCUCUCUUUAAAAUAAAUAAGUAAAAUCUUUUUAAAAAUGCAGUCAGUAUAGUAUCACGCCAUAAUUAAGAAAUUAAUAGGUAUUUGUCGAGCCCCUGCUGUGUGCACAGGCACUAUGGUAGAGUCUGGGAGUAUCACAGUAAGCAAAACAGGCCAAAAAACCCCUCUCUUGGGCAAAAUGAAGUCAGAGUAUUUUUCUUUGUAGUUAAUUUAUUUUUUUAAUUUAUUCUGAUUUUAUGUUAACUUUGUGGUUUGAUAAAAAAUGUAUCACUUUGAAAACUCUUGUUCUUGGGACUUAAACACUGAAAUAUUUAUGUAUAAAGGGACAAAGUGCUCUGCAGUGAGGCAAAAAGAACAAAUGGAGCAAAAUACCAAUAAUCAGGAGAUCUGGGAAAGAGUAAAUGGGUGUUUUUUU
Ailuropoda melanoleuca (giant panda) is the source of this 3620-nucleotide messenger RNA. RefSeq names its product FIG4 phosphoinositide 5-phosphatase (gene FIG4). The record is from RefSeq and is a predicted model, not a curated record. The transcript has 24 exons. Gene Ontology annotation, molecular function: phosphatidylinositol-3,5-bisphosphate 5-phosphatase activity. Gene Ontology annotation, biological process: phosphatidylinositol dephosphorylation. Bases 1 to 2844 code for a protein of 947 amino acids. Lineage: Eukaryota; Metazoa; Chordata; Mammalia; Carnivora; Ursidae. Gene Ontology annotation, cellular component: intracellular membrane-bounded organelle.